Messenger RNA from Eimeria mitis, 2079 nucleotides. RefSeq lists its product as uncharacterized. The record is from RefSeq and is a predicted model, not a curated record. The transcript has 5 exons. NCBI's taxonomy places the organism in Eukaryota, Apicomplexa, Conoidasida, Eucoccidiorida, Eimeriidae. The coding region runs from base 1 to 2079 and encodes 692 amino acids.
AUGUGGGGGCCCCCCUCUUACCUCUCAGCAGCAUACAGACACAGCAGCAGCAGCAGCAGCAGCAAGUACACACUGCUGCAGCAGCAACUGCAGCAGCAACUGCAGCACCAGCACCAGCACCAGCACCAGCAGCACCAGCAGCAGCAGCAGCAGCAGCAGCAGCAGCAGCAGCAGCAGGAGGCGAAGCAGCAAGAGGUUAACAGAGGAUAUAAUACAGGAGCAUGGGGGUGCUGCCCCCCUAUACGUCAACUUAUAGAUAUAACAAACCAUAAGCUGCUGCUCUCUGUCUCUCUUCUUUCUCUCAAUCUAUAUAUUAGCUGCCUCUCACCCACACACCAGCAGCAGCAGCACCAGCAGCAGCACCAGCAGCAGCAGCAGCUGCUGCAGCAGCAGCAGCAGCAAGAGCAGCAACAGAUGCUGCUGCAGGAAAAACGGCAGGUUAUGCAGCAAGAACAACAGAAAACAGAGCAGCAGCAGCAACAGAUGCAGCAGCAACAGCAACAGCAGCAACAGCAGCAACAGCAGCAACAGCAGCAGCAGCAACAGCAAGAACAGCAGCAACAGCAGCAUGAAGACAGACAGCAGCAACAAGGCAUAUCAGCAGCAAAUGGCAGUGAGGGUAGUUGUGAGCAUGCACAGGCAACAGACCCACAACAUUCUCCUGCAAGCGAGCAGCAGCAGCAGCAGCAGCAGCAGCAGCAGCAGCAGCAGCAGCAGCAGCAGCAACAGCAGCACCAGCAGCAGCACCAGCAACAGCAGCAGCAACAGCAGCAGCAGCAGCAAGAGUCGUAUACUGCUGGAGUGGGAGGCGCUGGCCUUUCCGGUGUGCCGAGGAGACAGGCGAAGCAAAAGGAUACACUUGCUGCUAAGAAAAACAGCAGCAGCAGCAGCAGCAGCAGCAGCAGCAGCAGCAUGAAGCCAUCGAUCCCAGGAGCUGAUCGUAUCCUUGGCUGCCUCAAACGCAGCACCUAUGCGCAUGCAGUUUUUCGUUAUUCUCCCUGCAGCUCUUUGCAGCUAACAAACGGGGUGUAUGUAGACCGCAGCAGCAGCAGCAGCAGCAGCAGCAGCAGCAGCAGCAGCAAUGUUGCUGUUGCUGCAGCAGCAAAAACUCUAGGCCAGCUGCAUCGCGACUUUCCUGUGGGGGUCUUCAGGCAGCAGAUACACCCCAACCAACGGCUGCCGCUAGUACCCUUGCCUCCUCUACAGCAACCAGCAGCAGCAGCAGCAGCAGCAGCAGCAGCGCCAACAGCAGCAGCAGCAGCAGCAGCAGCAGAGUGUGCGUGCGGGCAGUGGUUUGUUGCUGUUGCGCUGCCCUGUGGGAUGAUUGUUGUCCUCGACCUCCACCACCGUAUUCUUGCUAGAAGAACAGCAGCAGCAGCUGCAGCAGCAGCAGCAGCAGCAGCAGCAGCAGCAACUGCAGCAGCAGAACAGCAGCAGCAGCUGCAGCAGCAGCAGCAGCAGCAGCAGCAGCAGCAACUGCAGCAGCAGCAACAGCAGCAGAAGAAGCAAGAUGUGGAGCACUGCAGUCGCGAGGAAUCCCGUGACAACGGGGAGCUCCAAAACAGCAGCAGCAGCAGCAACAGCAGCAGCAGCAGCAGCAGCAGCAACAACAGUAGCAACAACAGCAACAACAACAACAGCAGCAGCAGCAGCAGCAGCAGCAGCAGUUCUGGGGGCUCCGCUUCUGCUGCGAAGCGUCUCCUCUACUUGCGGGAGAAGAAAGGGCGGCACACAGCCAGAGACAUGCUCCAAGGCAAAGGCCCGGGUGGGUUUGUUUGUUCUCGCUCUAGCGCUGCAUCCUCCUCCUCCUCCUCCUCAGCAGCAGCAGCAGCAGCAGCAGCAGCAGCAGCAGCAGGCAGAGCAGCAGGAGAGGACCAGCUGGACCCUUUCUCUCUUCGGGUGUAUAUGGAGCUCCCCGUGGGGGCCCGCUACGGCAGCAGCGGCGUAAAGGCCGAAGCUUUCUCUCACUUUUGUUUUUCUUCUGAUCCUCUGCUGCAGUGGCUAGCUGUUGCUUCUAAGAAAGGAAUUGUAAGCAGCAGCAGCAGCAGCAGCAGCAGCAGCAGCAGCAGCAGCAGCUAG